UUUUGCUCAGCUGCUGCCUGCCACAGAAUUCAGUCAGUGUUCAGUUCACUUCUUGGUGCUUGUUUCUGUAUUGUGCGUCGUGCUCACUUCAAGUGUCAGUUCCUUGCGACCACGAUAAUGUUUUUGUUGAUAUGAACCAACUUGAAAGAACUUUAUACAAUGGUGCCUUAGUUAAUAAUAAUUUAUAGUUUGUAAUUAUGUCUUCCGAGUGUCUAGUGAGUUAAUUCUAUUUUGUUGAGUUUGUUCAAUCCGGCAAAACUUUUUAGUAACGAGUGCCGAGUACAUAGCGUCAGCGUGAGUGUAACGGAAUGUUAUUUAUUAUUACCAGUGUUUCAAGUGCCGAUGUGAGUUUUGUGAACGUUAUUUUUAAUCCUCAUGUUGCUAAAAAGUUCCUAAACAACUGAAAACAGUAAACGUGGAUUGAUCAGAAGAUGACUGGCGGUCUCUCUUGAAACCACAAACAUUCCACAAUGCGGGAAGAGGAUCUCGAAAUCGCCAUCAAGGUGGUGAUUGUCGGCAAUGGAGCGGUAGGCAAGUCCAGCAUGAUUCAAAGGUACUGCAAGGGCACUUUCACCAAGGACUAUAAGAAAACUAUCGGUGUGGACUUUCUUGAAAGGCAGAUAGAAUGUGAGGGUGAGGACGUGAGACUGAUGCUAUGGGACACGGCAGGACAGGAGGAGUUCGACGCCAUUACAAAGGCCUACUACAGGGGUGCGCAGGCAUGCGUUCUCGCCUUCUCCACCACUGACCGCGAUUCCUUCGAUGCCAUUCACUCAUGGAAACUUAAGGUUGAAGAUGAGUGUGGAGAAAUACCGACCGUACUUGUUCAAAACAAGAUUGACCUCAUGGACCAAAGCGUGGUUGAUCCUGAGGAGGCCGAUCUGUUGUCAAGAGCUCUAGGCUGCCGGUUACUGAGGACGUCCGUGAAAGAAGACGUCAAUGUGAACACAGUGUUUAGACACCUGGCGUCGCGAUGCCUCGCCGAAUUGCGGCAUCAAGAAGAGGAAUAUGAUAUUGCCUCCAAUGGAAUACAUCCAUUGACAAUCAGUGCCUUUGGACCUAUGCAGCAUAACCAAAAAUCGAAUCACACAAACGGCACCAUUGUCUUAAGGUCAGGCAAACUGAAAACCAGAAAGAAAAAGAAUGUUUUCAGAAACGCCUGCCGUAUCUUAUGAUAUUCUAUUGCUCAUUAUUAGAAUCAUUUUUAUAAACUCGACAAUAAUAUCUAGAAGUUAGGAGUUGUUAUUGAACAUAAACCGAAGCGACAACGUGAGAGAACAUAAAUGUUUUAGAAUUAACUUAAUUUUAGGUAUAGUAAUUAAGACAAACGUCCUUCCAUCUUUUAUAACAUUGUUGAAAAUUCUGUUGAUAUUUUUAAAUUUUGGCAGAGGUAUGUUGUAGAACUGUAAUAAUAUACAGUUUGGAGUCCUAAAGUAGUUUUGUAUUACUUGUAAGCAAUCUAUAAGAAUUGUCUAUUGUUUCUGAAAAUGCAGACUUGAUGAUGUAUAGUGUAACAUUUGUUUAAGUCAUUUGAAAAAUUGUGAUUUUGUAAAUUUGUUUCGAUCUUGUAUUUAAAUUGAAUAAAACAUUUUUAUAGAAUUUUAUAAACUCAA
Nilaparvata lugens (brown planthopper) is the source of this 1613-nucleotide messenger RNA. RefSeq names its product ras-related protein Rab-23-like (gene Rab23). The transcript is spliced from 7 exons. Gene Ontology annotation, molecular function: GTP binding; GTPase activity. The coding region runs from base 471 to 1175 and encodes 234 amino acids. Lineage: Eukaryota; Metazoa; Arthropoda; Insecta; Hemiptera; Delphacidae. The record is from RefSeq and is a predicted model, not a curated record.